Molecule: messenger RNA, 4646 nt
Organism: Phasianus colchicus (ring-necked pheasant)
Lineage: Eukaryota; Metazoa; Chordata; Aves; Galliformes; Phasianidae
Gene: MAP3K15
Product: mitogen-activated protein kinase kinase kinase 15
Biological process (GO): MAPK cascade; protein phosphorylation; cellular response to stress
Molecular function (GO): MAP kinase kinase kinase activity; ATP binding
Source: RefSeq, a predicted model, not a curated record
AUGGAGAGCCCCGCGGGCGGCGCGGCGGCGGAGCCGGCGCACGCCGGCGCGGAGCCGGAGCCGCCGACCCCCGUCCCGGCGGAGGGCGGCGGGGAGACGGCGGAGGGCGGCCCGACGGCCCCGCGGUCCCGCUGCCUGCGGGCCGUGUACGUGCUGAACGACCCGCCCAAGGCGGGGGCCGGGGCGCGCAGCCCCGAAGCCGGGGCGAGGCAGUGCCUGCUGCGGGCGUGCGAGGCGGAGGGUGCGCAGCUCGGCACGGUCAACUUCGGCGAGUUGGACUUCGGGGAGACGGCGGUGCUGGACGCCUUCUACGACGCGGAUGUUGCAGUUGUGGAUAUGAGUGAUAUUUCCAAGCAACCAUCACUGUUCUACCACCUUGGUGUGCGUGAAAGCUUUGACAUGGCAAAUAAUGUUAUACUCUACCACGGCACUGAUGAUGACACUGCUCAGUCUCUCAAAGAUAUGGUAUCUCAGAAAAAUACAGCUUCCAGUGGAAAUUAUUAUUUCAUUCCAUACAUUGUUACCCCUUCUGCUGACUACUUCUGCUGUGAAAGCGAUGCCCAGAGAAGAGCUUCUGAGUAUAUGCAGCCUAGCUGGGACAAUAUCCUGGGGCCACUCUGUGUUCCUCUAGUGGACAGGUUUAUCAGCCUUCUCAAGGAUGUUCAUGUUACAUCAUGUGCCUAUUAUAAAGAAACGCUGCUAAAUGAUAUUAGGAAGGCUAGAGAGAAGUACCAAGGAGAUGAACUGGCUAAGGAGCUGGCUAGAAUUAAGCUUCGUAUGGAUAAUACUGAAGUGCUGACUUCUGAUAUUGUCAUAAACCUGCUUCUUUCUUACCGAGAUAUACAGGACUAUGAUGCUAUGGUGAAGCUGGUAGAAACACUAGAAAUGCUUCCUACAUGUGACCUGGCUGAUCAACACAACAUUAAGUUUCAUUAUGCUUUUGCUUUGAACAGAAGAAAUAAUGCAGGUGACAGGGAGAAGGCACUACAAGUCAUGCUUCAGGUCCUGCAGACGUGUGAUCACCCUGCUCCAGAUAUGUUUUGCUUGUGUGGAAGGAUAUACAAGGAUAUGUUUCUUGACUCUGACUGUAAAGAUAUCAACAGUCGAGAUUAUGCCAUUGAAUGGUACCGCAAAGGGUUUGAACUCCAGUCAACACUGUAUUCAGGGAUUAACCUUGCAGUUUUACUACUUGUUGAAGGACAGCAGUUUGAAAGCUCAAUGGAACUGAGAAAGAUAGGUGUACGGUUAAACAGUUUAUUGGGAAGAAAAGGGAGCCUAGAAAAAAUGAACAAUUACUGGGACGUGGGACAGUUCUUCAGUGUGAGCAUGUUGGCUAAUGAUGUUAGUAAAGCAGUUCAAGCAGCAGAGAAACUAUUUAAGCUGAAACCUCCAGUAUGGUACUUGAAAUCAUUAGUUCAGAAUCUGAUGUUAAUACAGCGUUUCAAGAAAUUCACCAUAGAACAUUCUCCUAAACAAGAAAGAUUGACUUUCUGGCUAGAUAUAAUUUUUGAGGCAACGAAAGAAACAACUCAUGGACUGAGAUUUCCAGUUUUGGUGAUAGAACCAACUAAAGUCUACCAGCCUGCAUAUGUUUCAAUCAACAGUGAAGAAGAUGAGAGAUCUCUUUCUUUGUGGCAUGUCUCUCCCACUGAAAUGAAACAGAUUCAUGAGUGGAACUUUGCAGCUUCUUCCAUAAGGGGAAUAAGUAUUUCCAAGUUUGAUGAACGAUGUUGUUUUCUUUAUGUGCAUGAUAACUCUGAUGAUUUUCAAAUCUACUUUUCUACAGAAAACCAGUGUAGUAGAUUCUGUGGGUUGGUGAAAGAAAUUUUGUCUGAUGCAGUUGGCGGUACUUUGGAGCUAGAAGGAGAAAUAGAUGGAGAAACAUUGGAGUACGAAUAUGAUUAUGAUGAGAAGGGUGACAGAGUUGUUCUAGGAAAAGGUACCUAUGGGAUAGUAUAUGCUGGAAGAGACCUUAGCAACCAGGUGCGAAUAGCCAUCAAAGAGAUACCUGAGAGAGACAGCAGAUAUUCUCAACCUCUUCAUGAAGAGAUAGCACUGCAUAAAUAUUUAAAGCAUCGGAAUGUUGUCCAGUAUCUUGGAUCCGUUUCAGAGGAUGGAUACAUUAAGAUUUUUAUGGAGCAGGUGCCAGGAGGCAGCCUCUCAGCUCUCCUGAGGUCUAAGUGGGGGCCAAUGAAAGAACCCACAAUUAAAUUUUACACCAAGCAGAUUCUGGAAGGUCUUAAGUAUCUCCAUGAGAACCAGAUUGUACACAGAGAUAUAAAGGGGGAUAACGUGUUGGUGAACACCUAUAGUGGCGUGGUAAAGAUAUCUGAUUUUGGUACUUCCAAACGGCUGGCAGGAAUCAAUCCAUGCACUGAAACAUUUACAGGCACGUUGCAGUACAUGGCUCCAGAAAUCAUUGACAAGGGACCACGAGGAUAUGGUGCACCAGCUGAUAUCUGGUCACUAGGGUGUACCAUGAUUGAAAUGGCAACAGGCAAGCCUCCAUUUCAUGAGCUAGGAGAGCCUCAAGCAGCAAUGUUUAAAGUUGGGAUGUUUAAGAUUCAUCCUGAAAUUCCAGAAUCUCUGUCUGCUGAAGCAAAAGCCUUUAUUUUGCUCUGUUUUGAACCUGAUCCUUGUAAGCGUGCUACAGCAUCUGAUUUGCUCAGAGAUUCUUUCCUGAAACAAGUCAACAAGGGCAAGAAAAGCAGAAUUGCGUUCAAGCCUUCAGAUUACAAUCGGAACACAUCCCUCCCACUGCCAAUCCAUGGAGAACAGGCUGGCAGCAGCAGCAGCGAGCAUGGCUCUGUUUCUCCAGACUCCGACGUACAGCAUGAUGUGUUUUUCGAAAGGCCAAAGAGAUCCGUUUCAGAGAUUCAGACAAGGCAUCCCAUUGCCCAUUUAUUGAGCAUGCCUGAUGAGGGCCUGGCCCCGGAGGACAGAAGUUUCUCUCCUUCCAGUGAGGAUAAGGAUUCUGGUCUGUUCCUGCUACGGAAGGACAGCGAACGCCGGGCAAUUCUAUAUAAAAUUCUCAAGGAAGAACAGAAUAAAGUUGCUUCAAAUUUGCAGGACUGUAUUGCACAGAGCUCUGAAGAACUGCAGCUUUCAAUGGCCCACAUCAAGCAAAUUAUUGGGAUUUUAAGGGACUUCAUACAUUCUCCUGAGCACAGAGUGAUGGCAUCUACCAUAUCCAAACUGAAAAUGGAUCUGGACUUUGACAGCACUUCCAUCAAUCAGAUUCAUCUGGUGCUGUUUGGAUUUCAGGAUGCGGUUAACAAAGUGUUAAGAAAUCAUUUAAUAAGGCCCCACUGGAUGUUUGCAAUGGACAAUAUAAUUCGCCGUGCAGUCCAAGCAGCAGUCACCAUUCUUAUUCCAGAACUUCGAGCUCACUUUGAGCCAGCAUCAGAAACUGAAGGUGGCGACAAAGAUUGUGACGAAGUGGAAGAGAGUUUCCGUCCCUCUGAACAAAAUGGGACAGAGGAUGCUGCUGUCACAUCAGGAGUUAGCACCCUCAGCUCCGUGGUGUCACACGAGGCUCAGCAGCAGCUUAGCCUGGAAUUGGGCAGACUCAAACAAGAGACCAUAAGGCUUUUGGAAAAACUCGUUCAGAAGGAGAAGGAGUAUCAGACCCUCUUACAACAAUCUUUGGAGCAAAAAACACAGGAAUUGCACUUGCUUCAAUUAAGACUUAAACCCAGAGACUGGCAGUGGCCUGCAUCAACUUUAAACGAGAAUGCAGACCCAGAGCUCACAAACUGGCUGAAACAACAAGGGGCAGACCCGGAUACCAUUAGAAGGUUUGCUGAAGAGGAUUAUACACUGAGUACUGUCCUUAAUGACAUCACUAAGGAUGAUUUGCGAUGCCUUCAACUGCGUGGCGGACUUCUCUGCAGAAUCUGGAAUGCGAUAUUAACCCACCGACAAACACCCGAUAAGUCCAUGGAGGCAGAAGGAUAGCUCUUUGGAAACAGAAUGUGUAAUGGGAGUAAGCAAAUGAAAGAUAGAUACAUUCCUAAAUUAUUGGAUGUAUAUAUGUACAUAGUCCCCCUGCUUUGCAGGUUUUGCACAAUUACAUAGCUCAUUUGACCAUCAGCGUAAUACACAGCAAGUAGUAACAGCUUAUGGAAGAGUAGCACAGAAGACAAAUGUCCUAUCACUGUAAAUAUAAAGCCUUAGCUGAGACAGAAUUGAUUUUCUUCAUCGUGUCUGGUACAAUGCUAUGGUUUGGCUCUAGGAGAAAAACAAUGUUGAUAACAGGCCAAUGUUGUAGUUGUAUAUAAGCAGUGCUGUAUAGAUCUGAGGACAUUUUGGUUUUUUAGCUUCUUGUACUGUCCUAAUAGGGAAGUGGCUGAGGGGAAUAGAGGGAGCUGGGAGGGGCAGAAUGAAGACUGUAUCACACACCUGAAUUGGGCUUUAGUAUUAUGCACACUGAACUUUUAGAAUGUGUGACAGGUGUGCUGGCUGAUGGCUUAAGCAGGAAGUGGUUAAGCUGUAGCAUAUGUCACUUCUUCCUCUACAACUCUACAUAGCUUUGUGUACGAAAGCUACUCUCAGUGAGCAACUAAGCAAAGCCUGCAUGAUGGUUUUGAUUUUGUAAUUUGGCUGCAGUAAAAACAUGGCAAACCUGAAAGGUCUUUUGUUUCUUU